UGUCAACGCAAGAACAGUGUGCACAACUUUUGAGGCGAGAUCUGCUUGCAAAAUUGGGACAUAUAAAAGUAAGAAGAGAGGGAGGGAGAGAUAGAGAGAUACGGAUCUACAAAAAAAAAAAAAAAAAAAGAAAAAAGUAUGUAAUAUAAGUUCGCUUUAGAGAGAGAAAUUAAGAGGGAGAGAGAGAGAGAGAGAGAGAGGAGGCGACGAUGGGGUGCUCGUUCUCCGGGCUCAACGCGAUCUACGGGGCCGUGGGGAGCGGCGGCGAUGUGUGGAUCAACGAGAACCGAUUCCGAAUCUUGAAGCAGCUCGGCGACGGCGGGGCCGCCGCCGUCUUCCUCGUCAAGGAGCUCGUCCCCGCCGCCGCCGCCGCCGCCGCCGCCGCUCCUGGCGGCGCCGGCGGCCUCGCCCGCAAGAAGGGCGUCAGCCCCUCCCACAUUUCAGCUGAUGGGACGUAUGCUAUGAAGAAAGUCCUUAUUCAAAGCGAGCAGCAGCUGGAACUGGUUCGGCAGGAGAUUGGUAUCUCUUCCCAAUUUAGUCACCCUAAUCUGCUUCCCCUUCUUGAUCAUGCCAUAAUUGCAGUUAAGGGUACGCAGGAAGGAUCAAAGAACUACGAAGCUUACUUGUUGUUCCCAGUUCAUUUAGAUGGAACUUUGCUGGACGUUACCAAAGUUAUGCAAGAGAAGAAUGAAUUCUUGUCAACAAUUAAUAUUCUUCAGAUAUUCCGUCAGAUUUGUGCAGGAUUGAAGCAUAUGCACAGUUUUGACCCUCCGUAUGCGCAUAAUGAUGUCAAGCCUGAGAAUGUACUCAUAACGCACAGAAAGGGACAACCACCUCUAGCUAUUUUAAUGGAUUUUGAGAGUGCUCGCCCUGCCAGAAAAGCAAUUCGUUCUCGUUCUGAGGCAUUGCAGUUGCAGGAAUGGGCUUCUGAGCACACCUCUGCAGCUUACCGAGCUCCUGAAUUAUGGGAAUGUCCAAGCAAUGCUGACAUUGAUGAGAGAACUGAUAUAUGGUCUCUGGGAUGCACCUUGUAUGCAAUGAUGUUCGGAAAAUCUCCUUUCGAAGACGCGCUUAACGAAGCGGAAGAAAAUAAACAUUUGGUGGUUAGAAAUCCAGAAAUAAAAUGGUCUCCCGGACCGGACACCCCAUACCCAGAGUCUCUCCGCCAAUUCGUAGUUUGGAUGCUUCAGCCUCAGCCCGCAGUUCGACCUCACAUCGACGACAUCAUCAUCCACGUCGAUAAGCUCGUCGCGAAACACUCGAGUUAAGAUGAUUCUUUUGUCACUGUAUCUGUAAUUUUAUAGUGCAUCUGCUUAAUAUAUGCCAUUCAAAUGUGAUAAUUUUACAGUAGUCCUAUUUAUUAAUAUUGUGAGGAGAGGGCAUUACUUUGUAUCCUGAACCAAAAUCAUGGAUUUAUUGUCAUUUUUUGUUAUUUUAAUAAUUAUAAUAAUAUAUAUAGCUCUAUGAUGUUGUGCUA
Molecule: messenger RNA, 1477 nt
Organism: Ananas comosus (pineapple)
Lineage: Eukaryota; Viridiplantae; Streptophyta; Magnoliopsida; Poales; Bromeliaceae
Product: serine/threonine-protein kinase 16-like
Exons: 6
Coding region: 210-1268 (352 amino acids)
Biological process (GO): protein phosphorylation
Cellular component (GO): cytoplasm
Molecular function (GO): protein serine/threonine kinase activity; ATP binding
Source: RefSeq, a predicted model, not a curated record